GCCCCGUCUACUACUGACGUCACUUUUACCUUCGACAACCUGUUGAACUCAAAUCAAACUUUUCAAACUCAGAUUUUGUUUAUUAUGAACACAGGUAUCCGGAUUACACCUCUCUGGAGCGCCUGUUAACGGCUUAGCAGACUGUCAGGCUGUCAGUUUAGCUCGGAUACCUGUGAGUCGUGCCAUCCUGGUCCUGGUCUGGUCCUGAUCCUGGUCCUGGAACCGUUUCGUUUCACCUGCUUUGUCCAACUGACAGUGAGCCACCAUGGCAGGUUCAACACUACAGGGUGGCAACCUGCAGGGUCUGGAUGAGGAGGAUAUUCUGGACCCAGAGUUUCAGCAGCGUUUGGAAGAUGCUCGUACUCUGCUCAGGCAGGAGAUCCAGCGGGAGUUGAAGAUCAAGGAGGCCGCCGAGAGACUACGGCGGGCCGUCACCAAUCGCAAGAGCGCAGCCGACGUGGAGGGCCAACUCAAAGCCUCGAGCCGCAAGCUGGAGAAGUUGCACUGGGAGCUGCAGGAGCUCAAUGCCAGGUCUAUGGCCACAGAGAAGGACAGCACCACAGGCUGCUUGGAGGAGGAAGACGACCUAUCAGCAGAGUCGUGUCAGUGGGAAGAGAUCACAUCACCGGUGGCCAGUCGAGUCAGGACCCUGAAGAAACAGCUCACCAUGGAGACCAAAGUCAAACAGGGCGCCGAGAACAUGAUCCAGACUUACACCAACAGCUCAGUCAAGGACAGGAAGAUGGUGACUACAGCACAGCAGAUGUUACAGGACAGUCGCACUAAGAUUGAGCUCCUGCGCAUGCAGAUUAUCAAAAUCAAUCAAGCCAGAGACGGGGAGCGGGAUGGCUCGCAUGGUCACCCCGUGGACUUGAUCGGUCGUCUGGAGCAGCGGGUUGCCGACCUCAUGCACCACAUGAAGAUUGAAUCGGCCGUAGCAGAGGGCGCCAAAAAUGUGGUGAGGCAGCUGAGUGGGCGUAAGAUCCAGGACCGUCGCGUACUUGCAGAGGCCCAGGCACGAAUGCAAGAGUCGUCUCAGAAGGUGGAUUUGUUAAAUCUCUCCCUGGAGAGACGUUUAAGCGAGCUGCCUGAGGACCAUCCGAAGCAUGCUGUCGUUGAGGAGGAACUAUCGUUGGGAUCCUCGCCUUCCUUCGGCAUACCAAAGAAACAAUCCACCGCUCUGUCCUCUUCCUCUUCUUCUUCCUUCUUCUUCAAACCAGCCAGUCUAACAGGUCGGUUGGAGGUAUGUUUGAUGGGCUGCCAAGACCUGUUGGAGUCCGUCCCGGGCCGUAGUCCUGAGACCAGCGUCUCGGCCUCGCCUGUAAGCCUCUCGGAUGGGAAGUCUCUGAAGGUGAGAGCCGGCCUGUCAGUACGCAGUACCAAUGGCAAGACAACCAAGGCCGAUGAACUCUCCUCGGAGAUAAGUGCUGUGCUGAAGGUGGACAACAGGAUAGUGGGUCACACACACUGGAGACAGCUGGGCAAGGAGGCCUGGGGCCAGAGCUUCAACAUUGAGCUGGAACGGUCCAGGGAGCUGGAAAUUGCUGUGUACUGGAGAGACUGGCGAGCGUUAAGUGGGGUGAAGUUCCUGCGGCUGGAGGAUUUCCUGGAUAACCACCGACAUGGCAUGUGUCUCCAGCUGGAGCCUCAGGGCAUCGUCUUCAUUGAGGUGACAUUUAUCAAUCCCGUCAUUGAGCGGCGCUCCAAACUCCAGAGGCAGAGGAGAAUUUUUCCUAAAGAAAAAGGGAAGGACGUCCUGCGUGCGGCCCAGAUGAACAUGAACUUUGCCACUUGGGGUCGUUUGAUGAUGAGCAUCCUGCAUCCUUCUUGCAGCUCCAUGGAGCCCAUGAGCCCUCCAUUAGCCGGCCCAAACGCCGGCCUCCCGUCGUCCACCACUCCUCCUGCACGAGAUUUUACUGAGGAACAAACCGGCAGAUCUCCACAUCGCUCAAAAAAGAGCACGAAAGACUCUCCACUGUAUGCUGGUGAGAACAAGAGCCCAAAGCCCAAGCGACAGCCCUCAAUUCAUCCAUUGCCACAGGACGGAGGACUUCAGUUGGAAGACUUCAACUGCAUUUCAGUUCUUGGGAGAGGUCACUUUGGUAAGGUGCUGCUAGCGGAGCAUAAGAAGUCAAGCAAAAUGUACGCCAUCAAAGCCCUGAAGAAAGGAGACAUCGUGACACGUGACGAAGUCGACAGCCUCAUGUGUGAAAAGAGGAUCUUUGAAGUGAUCAACACCUCCCACCAUCCUUUCUUGGUGAACCUGUAUGGCUGCUUCCAGACUGCAGACCACGUGUGCUUUGUGAUGGCCUACUCCCCCGGAGGAGACCUCAUGACUCACAUUCACACCAGCAUCUUCAAUGAGAAACAGACCCGGUUUUAUUCGGCGUGUGUGUUGCUCGGCCUGGAGUUCCUACACCAAAACAAAAUAGUUUAUAGGGAUCUGAAGCUGGAUAACCUGCUAAUGGAUGCAGAUGGUUAUGUCAGGGUAGCAGACUUUGGCUUGUGCAAAGAAGGUAUGGGCCACGGGGAUCGCACAACGACGUUCUGCGGCACGCCAGAGUUUCUGGCCCCGGAGGUGCUGACGGACAAUAACUACACCCGCAGUGUGGACUGGUGGGGGCUGGGGGUCCUCAUCUACGAGAUGAUGGUGGGGGAGUCUCCUUUCCCAGGUGAUGAUGAGGAAGAGGUGUUCGACAGCAUCGUCAACGAUGACGUGCGCUACCCUCGCUUCCUUUCUCCUGCGUCUGUGUCCCUCCUUCAAAAGCUGCUGCAGAAGGAACCUGAGAAGAGACUCGGAGGAGGAGAGGAAGACGCCUCGGAGAUCAAAAGACACAAAUUCUUUCAGGGAAUGGACUGGGCCGCUCUCUUGGCCAAAAAGAUGAAGCCUCCCUUCAUGCCGGCCAUCAGAGCGCUUAAGGACGUCAGCAACUUCGACGAGGAGUUCACUCGCCUCAAGCCGGUCCUCACCCUCCCGCGGACGCCCUGCGUCCUCACCGCCGAGCAACAAGAAGUCUUUGCUGAUUUUGACUUCUCUUACAUGAGUUGACCAAAGAUACUCCUCACCUCACCCCUCUGUGCUGCCACAUCACUGUGAAAGGCUGUUUAUACCUACUUUUAUUUUACUCUUCUGAUUCAACAGAAGCUGAGAAACUACCGUCCUGCCUUUUUCAUGUCCCCACAGUUCCAGGUUCACACUACAGAGUCCCUCAGACACUCGACGACAGGCUGCAGCCCGGCCGGACACAUUUUGACACUCGCUGGGUCUGACUUCCUUCACUUUUUUAACAUUUCUUGUGUAUGCCAAAUUGAUUUUGAACGCUUUAAUGCUGACCGUUUCUAUCAUCAAGCCAUAGGAAGGCUGAACAUUUACUGUGUACACUGUAUGAAAUGUCACCAUUGCAAUAUUUUUUACAAUUGGACAUUGUUCCAGCCGUCAGUCCAAAGUACUAGAUUGUAAAUAUGUACGUUAGUGAAAAAAACAGACUCUGAAGGCCAAAACAUGACAUUAUAUUAGCUUCUUCUUCUAUAUAGUAUAACCAUUAUAGCUCUAUCUGUUGUUAGCCUCUUAUAUGCUGUACUGAAAAUAGCCAAAUUGUUAAUGUAAGUUCUUUCAUAGAGAUUUCUCAAUCAAUACAACUGUUGUUUUAAAACAAUACUAUCAUGAAGAUAAGGCUUAUAUAGAACAUUAUGUAAAGUGUAAACUACAUGAAGGAAAUAUUAAUGAAUAAAUGUGUACCUGCUGGACUUUUAAUGACCAGGAAACUCUUCAUGAAACAUUUAUGUAUUGAUGUAUACAGUCAUUUUCAAAGUAGUAAAAACAUUGCAUAUAAUUCAAAAGUACAUGACAUGAUUAAAUGUUAAUUUGUAUAAAACCA
Messenger RNA from Sebastes umbrosus (honeycomb rockfish), 3878 nucleotides. RefSeq names its product protein kinase N3 (gene pkn3). The coding region runs from base 266 to 3049 and encodes 927 amino acids. The record is from RefSeq and is a predicted model, not a curated record. Gene Ontology annotation, molecular function: ATP binding; protein serine/threonine kinase activity; small GTPase binding. Gene Ontology annotation, biological process: signal transduction; protein phosphorylation. The transcript is spliced from 22 exons. Lineage: Eukaryota; Metazoa; Chordata; Actinopteri; Perciformes; Sebastidae.